Messenger RNA from Hordeum vulgare subsp. vulgare (domesticated barley), 2460 nucleotides. RefSeq lists its product as uncharacterized. The record is from RefSeq and is a predicted model, not a curated record. Bases 1162 to 2139 code for a protein of 325 amino acids. NCBI's taxonomy places the organism in Eukaryota, Viridiplantae, Streptophyta, Magnoliopsida, Poales, Poaceae. The transcript has 14 exons.
GCUUCUCCCCACCCACGCCGCCAUCUCCCUGCUUCUCCCCACCCACGCCGUCAUCUCUCCGCUUCUCCCCUUUUCCCAUCUCUAAUUCAUCCUAAUCCAUCCAAUGGGAUCCCUCCAAUCUGGUGGCCACUGAUGUGCAUCACCGCAAUACAUCAACAGGGAUUGAUUGGCUUGGUGGCCGGACUAAUUAACAAGACUCAGCGGAGGGGCGGACGAUUGGUGGCCGUGGAGGUUGGGGGACAGAGACCGGCCGGGGUGUGUGUUGCGGCCGACGGCGGCGACUUGUCUACGGCAGCUGUGGCCCAGAUUAAUAAUGGCGAGGAUACCAAGACGACUUCGGGACUUGAACCUUACAAUGCAUGAGCCAGAACAUGUGCCGCUUGUUGAAGAAAAUCUGCAAGGUCCUCCAGAGAUUGAUAACAUAGUACCAGGAAGAUGUCAUGAAUCCACUAGACAAAUCAAGAUAAUUUGGCCAAAUGGAGAGACGCAGCAGAUUGUAGGGGAAUUUCGGUUGAAGAAUUUAUCCCAGGUAGCUGGAGGAACGAUAAUUGUGGAGACUAAUGAAAAAGGUAUUCCGAAUGAAAGGUCUGCUUCAAUUCUUAGCAGCUAUCUGAGUGACCUUGCGGAGAACUCCACACUUGCACCGCUGAACAUUCCAAGAUGGGACAAUGAAUUAUUUUUUCCAAGAAAGAACAACAUUAUUACGGAUGUGGAGGAGAAAUUUGUCUAUCCAUCUGAGACAAAGCAGCUUACACGAGAUUGGGUCCUAAUGACAGUUUGCAAAAGAUGGAGAGCCUACAAAUCUCGCUUGAAGAACAAAUAUUUCAAACGCAAAGAAAGGUCUCUCCAAGAAAUUAUCAGUAAUGUUCCAAUAGGUGUUAAUGAGCAUCAAUGGGAGACUCUAGUUGGAAUGUGGUGUCAAGAUUCACACAUGAAGUUAUGUGAGAAAAACAGAGAGUGUGAGAAGCAACAAAAGAAUCCACACACAACCGGGAGAAAAAGCCAUGCCAGACUUCAAAAAGAGAUGGAAAUCAAAAGGAAAGCACCAAUCCACAAGAUUGACCUAUGGGAUGAAGCUCAUAAGAAAAAAGAUGGCAAUUACACAAGCGACAAUGUCAAGACAAUAAUGGAUGCAGCUAAUGAGGAGUUAAAAAAAGGAAAAUGGAUCAGAAUGGUAGUCUUUCCACUGACGAUUACAGUGAAGCCUUUAAUGGUGCACUUGAUAAAAAGGCAAAACUUCGAGGUUACUAUGAAGAAAAGUAUUGGAGCGGUGUAAAUGUUUCCCAAGGAAUAACUUUUGUUGGGAAAUCGGAUCAAGAAAAUCUCCAGUUUGAAGUACGCACGGUUAAAGAUAAUGUAGAGGAUGUCAAAGAUGAUGUAAAGGACGUCAAAGAUGAUGUAAAGGACGUCAAAGGUGAUGUAGGGGACGUCAAAGGUCAGAUGGCUAUGAUAGCUGCCUUCCUUGCAAAAAAGUUUCCUGGAGAGAGCUGGAGAAAUGAACUGGAUUCUACAACUGAAAGUUAUCAUGUCACUUUAUCUGAAAGAGGUAACAAUAUCCAAUGUGAAUCUUAUAAUGUCCUUCAACAAUCAAAUGAUGAUGUGCAAGAGCCAGGAACUACCAUGCAGGAGCUGCAGCAGACCAAAUCAAAACAGGUUUGUAGUAAUGCGCAUUUACCACAUGAACAAGUGAUCGCUAAGAAUGCCCAUGUUGAACAUAAUCUUGGAGUGCAGAAAGGUGGUCAUGAACCAAGUUUACGACCUCACCAAGUCACUAAGCAGAAUGCUAGUGCUGAAAAUAGCAAGGCAACCAAGCCAUGUGGUCAUCACCAAGUCACUAAGCAGGAUAAAACAGAAGUUGUGUUGUAUUCAAUGAACUCGAGAAACAAAGACAAGCCGGUGGUCCAAGGAACUUUAGUGAGUAAAGAGAAAACAUAUGUGGUUGGAGGAUACAUGCUUGGAGUGCAAUACGUUGCAGUUCUUGUUCGUGGCUAUACAUAUCUAGCAAAUGAGAGACUAGUUAGACCAUAUGAAAAAUUUGAAACAGUAAAGGAUGCUUUUGGUUCUGUUAUUGCUUGGCCUCGCUCACAUGUAAAAGUAGUUAAGCCAACCACUCCAGCACAACCACAAAGCAUUGGGUGAUGAUGACUUGAAAAGGGAGUGCAUUAAAGGAGCUAGGAGUAGUUGACCAGUUGACGGUUGUUGAUAUGAAAAGGGAGUGCAUUGGAGGAGUUGCGAGGAGUUGAUGAAUCUAUCUUUAAAUGAACAAUAUUAUGCAUUAUGUAUAGAUUUUAGAUUCGUAGAGAAACAUAGUUGUUCUCUAUAGGAUAUUUUCUUAUUUAUUUGCACAAGCGUAUGUUUCAUAUGAAUGUUUGGUAUUAUUCAGUUGUAAACUCCACGUACUUUAUGUGGAGACAUUGUUUCUGCUAAUUAAUGCAUUGGAUGUCAUUACUGUUGUUGCUA